Messenger RNA from Gossypium raimondii (Peruvian cotton), 966 nucleotides. RefSeq lists its product as uncharacterized. Lineage: Eukaryota; Viridiplantae; Streptophyta; Magnoliopsida; Malvales; Malvaceae. The record is from RefSeq and is a predicted model, not a curated record. The coding region runs from base 1 to 966 and encodes 321 amino acids. The transcript has a single exon.
AUGUCGAAAUUGUGGGACUACACCCGUAUCAGCGUAACACAAAAUAGCCUUCAAGAAUUAAGGGCAAUAUGGGAUCAUUGGAAUGACGAAACUAAGCAGUUGUUCAACUCUAGUUACGGGGAUUUACCGUAUCUACUCAACAUUAAGAUAGAUGAACGCUUGUUUUGGGCUUUCGUUCAGUAUUGGAACCCCGCAUAUAGUUGUUUUACCUUUGGAAGGGUUGAUUUAGUACCCACUAUAGAAGAAUAUACGGCUUUGCUUCGUUGCCCGAAGAUCCAAGUUCAUAAAGUCUACUCUAGAGCCGUUAAUGUCCCAACCUUUAUGAAAAAGUUGAUGAACAUCACCGGAAUGGGUGAGCAGUGGGUCACGGCACGGAUCAAGCAGAAGGGGGAAAGCAGAUGCAUCCCUUGGAAAAGCCUGCAAGAGUUGAUUUUGGCACACCUUGAUGCAAGAAAAAAGGUCGACGUUUUCGCUCUGAGCAUUUAUGGGCUAGUAACUUUUCCUAAGGCACUAGGGCACGUAGAUGAAGCAGCCUCAGAUCUCUUUGACCGACUUGAAAAGAGGGUUACACCGGUUCCAGCCAUUCUGGCAGAAACCUUCAGGUCACUAAAUGCGUGUAGGAGGACGGGUGAAGGCAGAUUCAUCGGAUGUGCGCAGCUUCUGCUUGCAUGGUUCCAUAGCCAUUUUUGGAAGGUUGAUAAGGUUUCGUAUCGAGUCUUCUUCGGAAACUAUUCGCCAUUAAAAGAGAUAGCAGCUACACCAAGGAGAGAUGACAUCUCGAAAGAGAAAUGGUUGGCCAUUCUUCAGAAUCUUUAUGAGGAGGACAUUGAGUGGAGAGCCCCGUGGUUGCUUCCAAAUGAGGUCUUGUACCGAUGUGAUAAUUUUGAUUGGGUCCCAUUACUUGGAAUCUGGGGAGCUGUUGGCUACGCUCCAUUGAUGGUGCUAAGGCAGUACAGGUCAAGGUAG